This is a messenger RNA of Thrips palmi, 2169 nucleotides long. Its product is annotated as acid ceramidase-like. Gene Ontology annotation, cellular component: lysosome. Gene Ontology annotation, biological process: fatty acid metabolic process. The coding region runs from base 749 to 2011 and encodes 420 amino acids. The record is from RefSeq and is a predicted model, not a curated record. NCBI's taxonomy places the organism in Eukaryota, Metazoa, Arthropoda, Insecta, Thysanoptera, Thripidae. Gene Ontology annotation, molecular function: N-acylsphingosine amidohydrolase activity; fatty acid amide hydrolase activity. The transcript has 9 exons.
UCAACCCCAACGAGCGCACCACUCUGCCAUCACGCUGCAACACGCACGACUUCGACCUGCGCUUGCCACUUUGGCCAGAAGUUCCGUGUUGACUGAUGCUCUGACGCUUGCUGCAAGCACCUCGGCCCUAGGCCCUCGGCCCCAUUAAUGCUAAAUUCAGUCAGUAUCGUCAUACGUACCACCGCGCCCUGCAGGCUGAUUCCGACCAGUGCUUUGUCGCUCUGCCGCUCUCUCGCGCCUCUACGGGUCGCCCUGCGAGUGCGAGAGAGACAGAGCGUCGGAAGCAGUGUUUGGAAGUCGUGGACGUGGAGCCGCGGCCUGCCUAUGGUGCUGGACUUCCCCGCACGAAGGCCAGCUCGGAGUCUCCGCAUGGGAAGCCCGGUACAGGCUGUAUGAAGCAGCGCAAACAGUGGGACGGCAAACGGACAUCUAACCCUCUAAAGUACAGUCUAACAAACAAAAAUUUCGAGGAAAAAAAUCAGAAAACAGCACGGCGAUGAUGAUGCUUACGCGGCAGUUCACUGUCACCCCUCACCCCUUCCCUUCCGCACCCCUCCCCUCCCCAUCCUGUUGCUGCCAUCAUCAGCCCUGCGCUGCGCCAUCUGCCCGCUGCCGCUGCACUGUACGUCACGCUCGACAAACAUUACGUUUGAUUUGGCUUUGAUUCAACCACUACUACUGGCCGAACUGAAGACUGUCACGCGUGUCUGCCGAUGUUCACUCCAGCACUUCCCUCAUUCAAAAUCGGAUGUUCUAUCUAGCAAAGAAAAUGGAGAUAUGGUGGCUGCAUUUUCUCUUGGUAGUAUUGAUGAGUUCUACCAUGCUGGCUGACAUGGGUAGACAAAAAGGGAACAUCAAAGCAGCACUGAACUUUUCUCACAUGGAAAACAUUCGACCAAGCAAUUUCACCCCGUUUGAUCAUUGUGAGACUGCUGUUGUACCACCAUCCUCACUAGAUAUACCAGAGUAUAUAAUAAAUUUGGAUCUUCCACCAAGGGAGCGGUGGAGAAAGCUUGUCCAAGAUAAAAAAGAGGGAAUAAUUACUCUCAUUGAGAACAUGAAAAACAAUUCUGAUUUACUAUUUGGAAAAAGUGUGUUUUGGAUGGUUGAUCAUGUUUUGCCUCUCCUUACAAAAACUUUGCCAAAGGAAUACAGAGAAGAAUUAAUAGGGAUUUCUGAGGCCACCGGAGUUGGCAUAGGGGAAAUCACUCUGUUUAAUGUAUUCUAUGAAUUCUUCAGUGCUUGUACUUCUAUUGUUGCACAAUCAGAUAGUGGAGUAAUGUUUCAUGGAAGAAAUUUGGACUUUGGUCUUUUCUUAGGGUGGGACCCCUUAAACCACACUUGGCAAACUACAAGCCUCUUAAAACCUCUCGUGGUUCAAUUACGUUUUGUGCGAGGGAACAAUACUGUUUACCGUGCUGUUAACUACGCUGGUUACACUGGUGUUUUAACGGCACUCAAACCAAAAAAAUUCACUCUAACCAUAGAUGAACGUUUUAGAAUAAACGGUGGUUAUGUGGGGAUAAUAGAAUGGAUUUCAGGAAUGCGCAAUCAACAAUGGAUAGGUUUUCUUACAAGGCAAGUCAUGGAAAAAUGCAAUAGUUUCACCUGCGCACAGAAAAUGCUUGCAAAACCAUCUCUUGUUGCACCAGUUUACUUCAUACUGUCUGGAAUUUCAUCAAAGGAGGGAUGUAUAAUAACCCGAGGAAGAAACAGUUUCAAUAUCUGGCCACUUGGACAGAAACAAAAGAAACAAAUGGGCAACUGGUUCCUUGUUCAAACCAACUUUGACCAAUGGAGGGAUCCUCCCUUUUAUGAUGACCGACGUAACCCUGCUAUACAUUGUAUGGAUCAGCUUGGAAACAAAGACGUGCCCCAAUCCCUAGUAAACGUCCUCUCUACACGGCCUGUGCUCAAUAAGCUAACUACCUACACAGCUGUCAUGUCUGCUGAAAAAGACAUGUUGAAGGUGUGGAUUCAGUCGUGUCCUGACCCCUGCUGGCCAUGGUGAAGAAAAGCAUCAAAGAGAAUGUGAAAGAAAAAGGCAUAGAAUUAGACAGAAGGUUUUAUCCUCCUUUAGUGUAACAUAAACAUAUCAAAGUAAAUUACAGUUGGUAAACUUAAAUAAAUAUGAAUUUAUAAAUAAAAAUAUCACAACUACCAAGUGAA